Notodromas monacha is the source of this 635-nucleotide messenger RNA. Lineage: Eukaryota; Metazoa; Arthropoda; Ostracoda; Podocopida; Cyprididae. The record is from the annotation of a GenBank genome assembly.
GGGGUGGGACUGGCAGUGCAGAUGAUCCUGUUCCACUCGAACAUCGCCUACACAGUCAUCAUCGGAUGGGCCCUGUUCUACCUCUUCAUGCCCUUGUCAACCAUUCCCAAAGUGCCCUGGGACACGUGUCACGGGUGGUGGAACACCAGGUUCUGCUACGAAGCCGACGAUUGGGCGAGUGAGGCUGAGUUUCAGCUAAACCGCAGCAUCUCCAUGAAUAUGUCAAAGUCCCCGGUAGAAGAAUAUUGGGACAAUCGAGUUCUGCAACUCACAGAUGGUUUGGAGAAUGCAGGUGGAAUGCAGUGGGAACUCGUGGGAUUCGUGGCUCUGGCCUGGCUGCUCAUCUACGUUGUCGUCUGGAGAGGCCUGCAAAACAGUGGCAAGAUAAUUUGGGUCACGGCCAUGUUCCCGUACAUGAUGCUCAUAAUAUUGUUCGUGAGGGCCAUCAGUCUUCCAGGUGCGAAAGAUGGGAUCUACUUCUACCUGAAACCCGAUUUCUCGCGACUGGCUGACCCAAUAACCUGGCUGGACGGCGGGUCGCAGGUCUUCUACUCUUACGGCCUGGGCUUUGGAACCCUUUUUGCCCUGGGUUCAUACAACAAGUUCCAUCACAACUGCUACAGGUGAGGCAGAUU